Messenger RNA from Girardinichthys multiradiatus, 1652 nucleotides. RefSeq lists its product as uncharacterized. Gene Ontology annotation, molecular function: G-protein beta-subunit binding. Bases 153 to 368 code for a protein of 71 amino acids. The record is from RefSeq and is a predicted model, not a curated record. The transcript is spliced from 3 exons. Gene Ontology annotation, biological process: G protein-coupled receptor signaling pathway. Lineage: Eukaryota; Metazoa; Chordata; Actinopteri; Cyprinodontiformes; Goodeidae. Gene Ontology annotation, cellular component: heterotrimeric G-protein complex.
GGCGGGGUGAAGCACUGGGGCUGUUUCCCAGUUCAGUUCAGGGUUCAGGGCAGUUAAUAGUUAGGUUUGGUUUCCGCAAAGGUUGGAGACGGCUGUCAUUAAAGCAAAAUUAGCUUUAUAAUUUUAUUGAACACCCACCGAGAGUCACCACUAUGUCCAACAACAACGCCAGCAGCAGCUUAAUCAUCGCCCAGAGGGCCGUGAAGCAGCUCCGGUUAGAGGCCAGUAUCCGGAGGAUCAAGGUGUCCCAGGCCGCUGCCGAGCUGAAACAGUUCUGCCUGCAGAAUGCCUCCAAGGACCCGCUGCUCAUAGGGGUCCCCUCCAGCGAUAAUCCCUUCAGACCCCCAAAGUCCUGCUCACUGUUCUGAGCAGCAGAAGGAACAGGAAGGAUUUCUGGACUUGUUCGUCAAACCGUCACUUCACCUCUCAUCGAUGUCAUCGUAGACUUGACUGCAGCUCCUCAAAGCGAGGGAGGGGAAAAACACUCUUGGUGCUGAAGGCUUUCGAGGGCUGAUGUCAAUCUACCUGUUUGCCAAAACUAACGGUAUCAAAUCUCCCAUCUGUUACAUGAAAGCAUGGCCAAACUCUGCUUGUUCAACAAACAAGCAUGAGAUGUUCCUGACACUAACCUGACUAAUGAUUAAUCUGGCUUUGCCUAAGUGCUCAACAUGUCCAGCAUCUAUUUGCAGACUGUUACCGUUGUUCGUUCCCCAGUGGGUGAUGGAUGGCCCUUCAUGAGGGGUGGGUGGAGGGAUUAUCAAGCGUAAAUUUAAACCAGGUUCUGUUCCAUCUUCACUGCUUGGUGUUUAUUUGUGUAAAAGACUACAAAAAAUAAUAAAAUUUAGCUACAUUGUUGGCCAACAAACUAAAGUGGUGCCUUUUUUAUUUUAAUGAUUCAUGUAUUUAAAAGAAGAAUAAAAGUGCUAUUGUGAACCUGAGGUACUACAACAUGACACAGACUUUAACUUUGGGGCAAGUGAUGGUUUUAUAUCUUUUAAGUCUCUUGUUUCUCUUAUUCACCUCCUAUCUAUAUCUGUCUUUUAAGUUUCUUUGUUGAAUCUUUUUAUUUAAAAUAAAAACACAUAAAGGCCUUACACUAUUUGGAUAGUGAUGAUAACUUUAAUUUAUAUCACAUUGCACGAAUGCUUGUGUUUGUAUUGAAAUCUUUGGGUUAUGUUUGUAUUUAAUAAGUCAUUCAUUGUUUUUCACGCUGGAAUCAAACACCAAUCAACCAAAAUCUUUGCUGCUGUUAGUGCCUCUUUGUUUUCUCUGCAACACUUGGGUGAUUUAGAAAUUAGUUUUUCAGACACAGGUUAAUUUGCUGCAUGUAACAUUUUUAUAAGUAUCUGAAAAUAAUGAAUUCAUGACUGCAAGUAUUUAAAUAAAAGGCUUCACAUAAAAUUUGAUGCUAUUCCAGUCAGUUUACUUGUUUGAAGUUACACUGAAUUGGAUGUUAAUUCAGAAAUUGAUGAUCUAAUUGUGGACUGGUUUGGCUCGUCGUGAGAGCGAACUGCUCCAUUUAAUUUAUUUGGUAUCAUCCCAUAAAUCUGCACGAAGCUACCAGAAUCACUGUUACCUGUCACCUCAAUGAUUUGUGAUGAAUGCAAUCUGUUUGUAUGGAAGAAAAUGAAUAAAAAUAUAUAUACUUGUAA